AUGAUGGCGGAGCGUUCACCAAUCAUCGACGCCAUCGAGGAUGCGCAGCGGCCGCUUGUGACCUCCGAUUCCGAGAUGCGUGCUCGUGACGUGUCAGCGCACGCAUGCAGACAGCACGGACACGUGCUGCGGCAUACGAUGCAACGUGUCCCUGCUCGUGUUGAGCUUCCCGAAAUGCCGAUAGGUGCGAACGACGCAUUUACAGCUGCUGAAAUAUAUAUAACACCAUCAUCCAUAUCCGAAAGCGUACCAAGUUCGUGCACAUCCUGCGCGACAGCGUCAGCGUGCGACGCAGAGACGCGAAGGCUCGCCGCUAUCGCGAAAAGAGGGCGCGCUACAAGCCCCUGCGGUGAGCGCUCUUCACAGAUGCUCCCGGCGGGUAGAAUGCCAGCGAGUAGUGCGGCACCAGCAGCGCCCGAGACGCUCGACUCGAUGCCAUCGUAUCCACCCGAUCCCGGUCCCGAUCCACGGAGCGCUGCGAAUAGCAUUGGUGCUUCCACCAAUGUCGCAUCUCACAGCGAGCACAGCGCUUGCGGGUGCUUGGCUACAGAUCAGGACACGAAACCUGAAAACCAGCGCACCACCAGUACGCGGUUCUGCAUAUGUCGCCAGCCGUACGACGCGCGCCGCAACGGCAUCAUGGUAGCGUGCGACAACCCGACCUGCGCGUACGGCUGGUUCCACAUCUCUUGUCUAUUUCUGGACGUUUCACGUGUGCGGGCAUCUAAGACCUUUAUUUGUCGGUUCUGCUCCGGGACAGGGACGGACCUAUUCACUCCAGUGCAGCGACCGAAACGCCCGCGGAGCCAGCAUGGACGUCCGGCCGUCACCGAUUACGCCCGCCUCCAUGAGGGCGAUAUAGGCGGUGCCCUGCGGGGCGGCACCUGCGCCGGCGCUCUGAGCGAGGCGGCACGAGCGGCCGCUGAACGCCGGGCUCAGAGCUGGGCGAAGAACGCCACCAGCGACGCUGGCGGGCUAGCGGCGCAUCUGGGGAUACUCGUCUACGGCACCGGUGGCGAAUUGCAGCGCAUGCCCGAUGCGCCCUGUGUCGUGCUCGAUCCCGACGGGCUCGACAUGCACAUUCCACAUCGUGCUUACCAUCCCGAGGAGGUCGGGCGCGAGUACGGACUUGAGCGUCAUUGCGAAGUGCUGGAUGUCGCGAGCCAGAGUGAGCUGCAUCCCCGCUGGAGCCUGGGGCAGUACCUGGAUUACCUGGCAACCGCGCCAGCGUUACGUCAGCGGGUGCUGAACCUCAUCUCCUUGGAGAUAUCACGAACACCGACAGGGCGAGCGUUCGUGGUGCCGGCGCUGAUUCGCCGAGCGGACUGGGCGUCGCUGUAUCCGGAGCCGCGCCCGCAUGUUGAUAAGUACUACCUUCUGAGCGGCACUGGAUCGUGGACCUCGUGGCAUAUAGACUUUGGCGGAUCGACGGUGUUCUAUCACGUGCUGCGCGGGAAGAAGCGCUUCUACAUGUCACCGCCUACAGAGCGCCAUCUGCAGCUCUACGAGCGGUGGCAGCGGGAUCCGCAACAGGCGCUGCGUGAGCUAGACUUUGUUGAGGAGCUGAGCCCUAUUGCCGUCAUUGACCUCGACGCGGGAAACACGUUGUUCAUUCCGGCGGGAUGGCUGCAUGCUGUGUACACCCCAGCGGACAGCGUUGUGCUGGGAGGCAACAUUCUCCACCUGGGCGGCGUUGUCAUGCAGCACCGCGUGUUCCAGAUGGAGAACCGUCUACGCGUCUUACCCAAGUACCAGUUCCCGCUGUUUCGAGAGCUUCACUGGCUAGCGCUCCGACAGUAUGCCCUUGCACUGCGAGAGGCGCGCACUCCCGGAGCGGUUUUCCAGACGAGUGCUGUGCACAGCGAACGCCAGCACCUGCGCUGGCUAGUGAAGCACUUGCGAGAUCAGUUACAUAACGCCUUGACCAGCGCGCCCGCUGAGUCUCCGAACCCAACCGAACUGCAUACGCUGUUGCGGGACCGCAUCGGGCUCCCCAGGAGGGUCCAGCUCGCGGACGUGCAGCGCUGGCUGGGCGUUUUGGAGGAGGCACUGGAUACGGCCCACGAGCACGCACCCGAGUCGACAAAGGCCGAACGGAAGCGGACAAGGCGGUUUGAGAAACAACUCCGCCCGAGUCCCAGCGCUGACGCACUGGACGCGGCGCCCUGUCGCUCGACUCGGAUUCGUUCAGAAAAGCGCGUCUGA
Molecule: messenger RNA, 2205 nt
Organism: Cyanidioschyzon merolae strain 10D
Lineage: Eukaryota; Rhodophyta; Bangiophyceae; Cyanidiales; Cyanidiaceae
Product: similar to JEMMA protein
Exons: 1
Coding region: 1-2205 (734 amino acids)
Biological process (GO): regulation of transcription by RNA polymerase II; protein demethylation
Molecular function (GO): histone demethylase activity; transcription coregulator activity
Source: RefSeq, a predicted model, not a curated record